Messenger RNA from Coffea arabica (coffee), 1555 nucleotides. The record is from RefSeq and is a predicted model, not a curated record. Lineage: Eukaryota; Viridiplantae; Streptophyta; Magnoliopsida; Gentianales; Rubiaceae.
GAAGCGAAAGCCGCAUGAUCAAAUGCAAUACUACAGAGAUAAUUCCCGUGGAGCCGGAAGUGAUUAUUACAGCGGGCAACAUGGGAACUGGAAAAACCAUCCCCACAGUCAAGACCAUGUUCUUAAGAUGCCCCCAAGCACCAACGUGAGUUCAGAGCACGGGUGGCCAAUAGCACCACCACCUCCCCCACCACCUAUGGUUAGCAGCGAUAUGAGCUCGGCAGCUUAUUCCGGCCCGCACAAUCCACCUGUGCCACCGCCACACCCUGCCAUUGCUCUCGGGUUCGCCCAGAGCAGCUUUACUUACGGUGAUCUGGCAGCCGCGACGGGAGGAUUCUCCAAUGCUAAUUUGUUAGGACAGGGUGGGUUUGGCUUCGUUCACGAGGGAGUCUUGCCAAAUGGGAAGGAAAUAGCGGUGAAGAGUCUCAAAGCUAACAGUGGGCAAGGGGAGAGGGAAUUCCAAGCCGAAGUCGACAUUAUCAGUCGAGUCCAUCACCGCCAUUUGGUGUCUCUCGUUGGAUAUUGUAUUGCCGGAUCACAAAGGAUGCUGGUUUACGAAUUUGUUCCCAACAAUACACUUGAGUAUCACCUUCAUGGACCCGGCCGCCCUGUCAUGGACUGGCCAUCUAGGAUCAAAAUUGCACUUGGAUCGGCCAAAGGUUUUGCUUACCUGCAUGAAGAUUGCCACCCUCGCAUUAUCCACAGAGACAUUAAAGCAGCAAACAUUUUACUUGACAAUAACUUUGAAGCUAAGGUGGCUGAUUUUGGCCUGGCUAAGCUUUCUUCUGAUAAUUACACACACGUCUCAACCCGCAUCAUGGGAACGUUUGGGUACUUAGCUCCUGAGUACGCCGCAAGCGGGAAGCUCACUGAGAAAUCUGAUGUCUACUCUUACGGAGUUGUGCUCCUGGAGCUUAUUACUGGAAGACGCCCUGUGGAUGUCAGCAGUGAUGACGAUAGCUUAGUUGACUGGGCACGACCUAUACUGGGGAAAGUGAUAGAUGGUGGAAGCUUUGAAGAAUUGGUGGAUCCAAAUUUGGGAGACAAAUAUGAUCCUUCGGAGAUGAUGCGUAUGGUUGCCUGUGGUGCUGCAUGCAUCAGACAUUCUGCAAGGAGACGUCCAAAAAUGAGCCAGAUUGUUCGUGCACUGGAAGGCGAUGUAUCACUGGAAGAUCUAAAUGAAGGAGUGAAACCUGGACACAGUGCAUUGUUUGGCUCCAGUAGCAGUUCUGAGUACGAUAGCUCAUACCACACUGACCUAAAAAAGUUCAUGAAGAAGACAGGAUUGUCUAGCCAAGAAUUCACAAGUAGCGAGCAUGGGGAGUACGCCCAUUCUAGUGGUGAAUCACAAGAAAUCCAUCCCAGGACUAGGAGCCGAAGCCACACACCUUGAAUCGAUAAACCUACAUUCCCAAAUCCCCUGGUUCGUGAGAAGGAGGAGAAGGAGAUCCCCAGUUUUCCCAAAAAUUCAAUCUUUACAGAACAACGUUAAUGCAUUACGAAGUAUUUAGUUAUAGUCAAUAUUAUGAACUCAUUUACAAUGCUGACGACACAC